GAUCAGCUGGUUGUUUAGUUUACUGCUUCACUUAGCGUAAGUGUUAGAGCCUCGCUAGCCAAUGUGAAAGUGUUUUUUUUUUUUCCCUUGGCCCUUUUAGUUGUGAACGGACUCACCUCAAAUUUAUCUGAUAACGGAACAGCUAAUGUUAGCUGAGAGGGGGACGAGGGGGACGUGUUUAUUCCGCUAGCUAGAGAGGGUGACAGCUCGGAGCGUCCUGCUAGCCGAGGAGCUAAAGUAGCUAGCAAAACAUUCUGGGAAGAAGAAGAAGAAGAAGAAGGUGAAGAGACCCGUGUCAUCAUCAACCAUGGCAGGUGGAAUAACAGAGUCCGGAGAACCCUACUCCCCGUUUGUGGGGCUGGUGUACAUGUUCAACCUGAUCGUGGGCACAGGUGCUCUGACCAUGCCCAAAGCCUUUGCUUCAGCCGGCUGGGUGGUCAGUAUAGCGCUCAUCACCUUCUUAGGAUGCAUGAGCUACAUGACCACCACGUUUGUGAUCGAGGCGAUGGCGGCGGCGAACGCUCAGCUGCGCUGGAAGAGGAGAGAACAGGAGGAGGUCGAUGACAGCGACUCCACGUCGGAGUACUCGGAUGAUGAUGUCAUGGGCCGAGGUCGAUCGGAGCCGGAGACCAAGCCUAUCUUGUCUAUCCGUAAGUACCAGCGAUCCGGAGGUCACGUUGAUCAUUUCGACAUCGUGGAGCGGGUGGAGAUGGGUCAGAUGGCCUCCAUGUUCUUCAAUAAAGUUGGAUUGAAUAUGUUUUACAUCUGCAUCAUAGUCUACCUGUAUGGAGACCUGGCCAUCUAUGCAGCAGCCGUGCCCAUCUCUCUAAUGGAAGUGGCUUGUGGAAACCACUCCUGCAGCGCUGGAAGUGUGAAGUACAACGACACAGACCCGUGCUGGGGUUCAGUCACAAGGAAGGAUGCGUACCGGGUGUUUCUAAGCAUUUUCACCGUCAUGUUGGGGCCUUUCACCUUCUUCACCGCCCAGAAAACAAAGUAUCUUCAGAUUCUCACCUCACUCAUGCGUUGGAUUGCGUUCACCAUGAUGAUCGUCUUGGCUCUCAUCCGUAUUGGUAAAGGCACCGGUGAGGGUCACCCACCGGCUGCCAGCCUCGCCGGGGUGCCCAACCUGUUUGGGGUGUGUGUCUACUCCUUCAUGUGUCAGCACUCCCUGCCCUCCCUGGUGACGCCGAUAUCCAACAAGAAACAUGUUGGCAAACUGGUGUUGUUAGACUACGUCCUGAUCCUGGGCUUCUACGUGCUCCUAUCCUUCACUGCCAUCUUCUGCUUCAAGAGCUCGCUGCUACACGACAUGUACACCCUUAAUUUCACAGACAACUGCCACGUGUUGAAUAUUCCGUUCUUGCGUUACUUCCUGGGCCUUUUCCCAGUCUUCACCAUCAGCACCAACUUUCCAAUCAUCGCCGUCACACUCCGCAACAACUGGAAGACCCUGUUCUAUCGUGAUGGUGGCACCUACCCCUGGGUGGUGGACCGUGUUGUGUUCCCCCUAAUUACCCUGGUGCCCCCGAUUGUGGUGGCCUUCUGCACCCACAACCUGGAGUCCCUGGUGGGCAUUACAGGAGCGUAUGCUGGCACUGGGAUCCAGUACAUUAUCCCAGCAAGCCUCGUGUUUUACGCUCGACGCCACCUGGAGCCCGUCGUGGGAAGAGAUGCGGUUAACAAACACCGGUCUCCGUUCCGCCACAGUUUUUGGGUGUGGUUUGUUUGGUUGUGGGCCGCUUUCUGCCUCAUGUUUGUCACAGCCAACAUCAUCCUGACAGACACCAAGAAAUGAGAACUUACUGAUCCUCAAACUUUCUAAGAAAAUCUGUAUCUGUUUGGCCAGUUUCCUUGUUCCUGUACACGAGGCCUUACUUGCUGCUGGUUGGACAGUGCCUUCUUAUGGGACUUAUGUUGCAUAUAUCAAAUGUAAUUAAGAGUAAUUUAUCAAAUUUUGUUAAAAGGGAUGAUUUUGUCAGCAAACGAUCAACAGUCUAAGGUUUGGCGGAUUUGCACUUACACAACUAUUUAGAAAUAUAUCUCAAACGUUCAGUUUGCUUCAAACGAGGAAGUCUUUAAAAAGUGUUGACCUAGCUUUUUAGUCAAAUUGUUUCAGAAAGUUUGAACACAUAUCCAACCCUGACUUGACAAAGUUCACCGCCGGGUGUCGGAUGCUGUUGAACAAUCCAACAAACUGUCCGGUUGAAGCAGACUGACUUGUUAAGGGUUCUGCUGGUUAUCUACCCUGUAGUUCUCAGUUUAAGUAUUUUUCAUCAAAAUCCCAAACUCUGGAAAUGGUAGGGUGCAUGAUCUGUAUGUAAGCAUUGGACGAAGCCAUCAUGAUGUCAUCCACUGGUUUUCCAGAAAUGCUUUGAAGCCAUAAGAUGGACUUUUUAACGCCACCAUUUUGGCUCCACAUAAUGGUAGAGCUGCAGGGGAGCAAUUGGUUACCAUAUGCUACAUUGUUAGCCUAAGCUAGCUUUACCUUGGUUAGAAACAUUUUCCAAAGUGUAUAUAGUACGUCCACUUUUUAUAUACAGUCCGAGGUUUGUAGCUACUGGCACUUUACGAGUUCUGUGAGUUGUCCGAUGUGUAAUUCUAUAUUUCAGUGUUUCUUCUUUAAAUCUAAAGCUCUAGAAAAGGGCAGGGUGUUAAAACUCUGAGAUAUUCAUUGGACCUUCAGGGCAAAAUGUUGCAGUGAAAAGAAAUACAACCAACUGGGAGAGCCGCGUAGAAAGGAGAAUUAGAGCCUGUCACGUUCAGGCUUGAGCUCUGUUGCGGAAAUUGCUUUGCGUCUGCACCGCUGAAUAAUGCAAUUGGACGAAACCAACGGACGAAAGAAAAAGGAAAGAAUCAGGGAUGAUCCGUCUCUCCUGGCUGAUGUGUAUCCAUUCGUCUGCAGUGUCUGCCUCCCAUCCCCUCGUCCCCUCGUCCCCUCGUGAACGAUGAAGCUCUGAAGUGACAGAUCCUCUGACAGAUAGGCCUCCAGGAAGAGCUCCAUCUCUGUUCAUCACCCCAACAUAUCACAUCUUUAGUUCACUCUCAGGGCAUGUCUCCGUCUUUUACUGCUCAGCACACGUUCAUGACUCUGUCAGCCUCUAUACUGUAUCUAUCACGCAGUGCGACACCUGACCUGACAGGAUAAUAGUGAUCUACAGGGCUUCUGCUCUGGAUCUGCACCGGCAUCAGUGUAUGGAAGUUGAAUGGUAGUGAACGUAAUGUGACCACAGAGUUUCAUAAACAUACACAUCUGUACUGUAGCUUAGUAAUGUUGAUUUCACUGACAGGUGGCAGCUUUCUUUCAGAGUUGUGCCUCUGGUUAACGGACUUCACACCUUCAUCUUUUACCUUUCUUAUUCUGUAUUUGUGUUUUCCAAAAUGCAUUACCAACAAAGAAAUACUCCUUAAAUCUUCGGCCCACCCUUAGCACAAAGACACAUGAAUGGUUAACGGUGGUUUGUUUGUGUCACUGACAGCAGGCUGGAGUCGUUAGGACUAUUUUACAGAAGAAAGUAAAAGCUCUGGAAUCUGUUAAAUAUGCUGUUUAUGGGCUAUUCAGACCAGCAAUGGCAUUGUCUGUGGAAAGAAAUGUUGCUGCUGGAAAGCUCCACACCAAAUUCUUAGGAAAUAUCCGAUGUGUAAGGUUGGAGGCAGAAAUCUCCCAAAGCUGGACAAAUCCAACCAAAUGUAGUUGGGGUAAAAAGUAUAAGGCUCUGAUGAUCUCGCAAAAAUAAUUUGUGGCGUUGAGAAGUUUAGGAGACCUGAUGUGGAUGAGUCAAUGACUCUAUGUAUGGUCAAUUUAAAAUUAAAAUAAAAUACUAUGUACUUUAGCUUUAUCAUUCAGCAAACAGUUUAACCAAAUUCAGUGUCUAAUUUGAGCUUCCCGUUCUUUCUCUCUCUAAAGAAUUGUAGAAAAAAUAUAUAUUAUUUUCCAUAAAACCUGAAAUUCUCACCAUGAAGUGGAAUAACUACAGUAUAGAUUCAAAUGCAUAUAUUGUAAAAAAAAAUGUGUACAAAGUAGAGGAAAUUAGCAAUCCAUAUCCACUUUGUCUAUUGUGUAAGUUGGGACAUCGACAUGGGAGUUAAACCGACUUUAAAAAAAACUGUUUAAAGUGUAUAUGAAUAACGAUUUAAAAAUCUUUAUUUUUAUGUAAUGUGUGCAAUAAUAACACAAUCAACUGUGUCGAUAUAGAGAAUAACCGACUUGUUGGGAGAAUUAUCAUUCAGCAAAGCAUUAAAUCCUUCCCCUUUUUCUAUCAUGCUGUUACCACGAGCGGUUAAAUGGACGCCACUGGUUUUCCCAUAUUUGUAUUUAAAUGCUUCUACAGUUUGGGUCAAUUAGCAUGCAUGGCCAUCAUCAGGGUGAGGAGCAGUUCAGUGGGUUGCGGGGCCGUUUCGAGAGGCUGUGCAGCGUUUUUCAUCAACUGCUGGAAUGAAUGCAGUUUAGAUGGAAAGGUAAUGUGCUGUGACUCCGGUGUUUUAAAGGCCACAGCGACUGUAUGCAUCGUAGCAUCAUUGUAGUCAUUGCUGGCGUGCUGUCAAGGGUGUAGAACCUGUUGAAAGCUUUGUGAUGUUGUCUGCUUUGUUCUGCCUGUCCUCAUCAGACUGUAACGAGACCAGAGAUGGACUUAGCUCAUCCUUCUGGGUCGAAUUCAUCAGUUAAUUCAGUUUUUACAGAAAACUGCAGGUCAUCGGGUCAUAUCAUAACAUCUUUCGGCCUAUAGUUGUUGGCUUUUGUCUAACUGGGAUGGUACUGGAACAUGGACUGUGAAUAGUAGUUGAAUGUGGCCCAUAGUGAUGUCACCUAUCUAUUUGUUGAUUACCAAUUUAAAGCCUCCAUCUUGGCAUUGUGGCCCUCCCAAUCUCGGUUCCAGAUUGGACAUGACCGGAGCUAGCUAAACGAGAUUAGCAAAGUUACAACAUCCAUGUCCAAGACUACCUAUUUAGCAGUUUAUGCCUGUUUAUUCAAAAGAAGAGAUCCAAUUGGUGGUUGUGGCUAACAGGCAGUUUGAUAUAAUUCGACGACCUUAUAGGGCGAGUUGGACGCAGCAAAUGAAUGAUUACAUAAAAGAACCUAGUUUCAUAAUUUCUCCUCAUCUUUUUUUCUUUAUGGAGAAAGUGGACAGCAAUCCUGUCUUUGAUGCACAGUUGACGUCAUUUAAUCACUUUAUUAGAAGCGUUGACACAAGAUUACCAACAGGUAUUAUGAGCGGAGACACAGAUACCUGCUGAUUAGUGCUAACAUGAUAAAUAAAUACUAGGUAUUCACUUAUCUCAUAGGCUCAAAACGCCGCUCAGAAACGGUGUGAUAUUUGCAUUCAAAGAUCUUCAAAAGUAGCAUUUUAACAUGGGACUCUAUGGGGAUUAACUCGCUUUUGAGCCAGCCUCUUGUGGCCGUAUAAGGAACUGCAGCUUUCUCUUUUCUUUUUUUUUUUGCACUUCUGCGUUGGCUUUAUUUCUCAGCUCUGGAAUUUGACGCGUGAUGUCAAUGUGAAAUCUGCAGCAGUUUGUUUUUUUUGCAUAUAGAAACAUAAACAUUCAUUAAUAUUAUGUGUAAUGAAGAUGUUUACAUUCCCACUUCUGUGCCGUCUGGUUUUAAUUCUCACAUUUUCUGAUGUUUCCACCUGACGGGGAACAUUGUAACGAAAAGUACAAACACUUCAACCCUGAUAGAUAUCUCUGAUGUUACAUGGGAAUAAAAGUGUGAUUGUGUGUGUGUGUGUGAGUGGAUGAUAAGAUGUUAAAUGUGCUGAAUGUGAUUCUGAUGACUCUUGUUUGGAGUUUUGAAAUGUGCCUUUAUUAUUGUGCGGGAGGUUUUCCUGCGCUGACCUCGUCGACUCUUAUCAACUGUUUUUAUUUUGCCAGACUUCAUCUGCAUGUAAGCCAAUUUAUUGAACUGACAAUCUGUGUGUGUGUGUGUGUGUGUGUGUGUGUGCAUCCCAUAUACCUUAUCAUAUUUCAUUCUGUCUUUUAUCUUCUGUUGUCCUUACGUUCACUGUUUUUCUGUCAUUUCACAUAUUUUUUUUUACAUUCAUUCUGCCAGCCUGUGAUUCUCAAUCGUUUUCUGGAUGUUAACUGCUUUAAUUGAUGUUCUGUUUGGUUUUUAAUGAACAACAAAGAAAAAAAUAAAACCUUUAUGUUCAUCUGAA
Molecule: messenger RNA, 6152 nt
Organism: Labrus bergylta (ballan wrasse)
Lineage: Eukaryota; Metazoa; Chordata; Actinopteri; Labriformes; Labridae
Gene: slc38a12
Product: transmembrane protein 104
Source: RefSeq, a predicted model, not a curated record